AUGGGUAUGUCAACUACAUCUACUCUGACACCGGUCUCUCAAGGCCGUAAGGCUACGGCCAAGACCAAACAUUCCUCCAAAACUGUAUUGACUGACAGUUUGCCUACUGUCACAGAUGGCACGCAACCACCACUGCACAAAAGAGCCACUAGCCGGGCAAAAUCAGCCAGACUACAGAAGCAGGCAAGAGCCCAACUUGAUUCUUCAGAGCUCAGUUACAUUGAGGAGGAAAUGGAUGAGUCCGAUAAGGACGUUUCGAUUGGUCAGUCCGAUUCAGACUCCGAUGGUACGAUUAGAGGGGCAUGCUCGGCUAAUCAUCUAUCUGGAUGA
Messenger RNA from Pelobates cultripes (western spadefoot toad), 330 nucleotides. Lineage: Eukaryota; Metazoa; Chordata; Amphibia; Anura; Pelobatidae. The record is from the annotation of a GenBank genome assembly.